This is a messenger RNA of Lepisosteus oculatus (spotted gar), 4448 nucleotides long. It is a transcript of the gene fam114a1, whose product is annotated as family with sequence similarity 114 member A1. Lineage: Eukaryota; Metazoa; Chordata; Actinopteri; Semionotiformes; Lepisosteidae. The record is from RefSeq and is a predicted model, not a curated record.
UCACGGUGACGUCACCCCCAACAAGGGCUGCCUGCCGACGUGGCGGAGACGAGGGAGGGGAGGAAGGAGAGUGGACCAGCCGGCUGACAGCGCGACGGAAGCACAAUGUCACAGGGAGGGGUGGGUGGCAGCAAGGCUGCUGAACUUGGACAGCCUCUCCUGGAUCCUCACACGGACGCCGCGUCCUGUCCGAAAGCCGCCGACUCGCCGGAAGAGUCUUCGGGACGGCCGACGGAGGCUCCGGGACACACAGAGAGUGAGAGGCCAGACCGCCAGGCCAGUGCGGGAGGCGCUGGGAGGGAGGGGCCAAGCGGUGGCGUUGCCGAGCCCCCAGUGGAGGAGGGAGUGCAGACCUCAGAGUGCGCUGCCGGAGACGGUGUCCCGAGCUCAGCUCUGAUGGGGGAGGAAGGAGAUGGCGGCCAGCCCUCAGAGUGUCACGAGUCAGUGAGUCUGGAGCCGGACACGGCCGGAGACCACGCGGGACCUGAGGGGGACAGUGAGCAGGAGUCCUCCUCCCCCGGGACGGCCAAGAGUUGGGGCGGCUGGGGAUCGUGGGGGAAGUCUCUCUUGACCAGCGCCACCUCUACCGUGGGCCAAGGACUCAGUGCUGUGAAGGAAAAGGCAGGAGUCACUUUAAGAAUACACAGGACGUCUGGGUCAGAGGAGCCCAAGGAUGCAGGGUCUCCCGUUGAAGAAGCCACAGAGGUUUGCGAAUGGCCGACAGACUCUUCUCCCUCUUCCCUGUCCUCUGGCUCACGUGGGGUUCUGUCGACCAUCACCAAUGCUGUUCAGAACACAGGUAAGUCGGUCAUAACUGGGGGUCUGGAUGCGCUGGAAUUUAUUGGUAGGAAGACAAUGAAUGUCCUUGCAGAGAGUGACCCUGGCUUUAAGAAGACCAAAAUAUUAAUGCAGAGGACUGUUUCUCUCUCACAGAUGCUGCGGGAAGCUAAAGAGAAAGAGAGGCAGAGGAUGAGCAGCCAACUGGUGACUGAGCCCACAGCUCACUACGGAAUUCUGUUUGACGACUUCCAGGGACUGUCGCAUCUGGAGGCACUGGAGAUCCUCUCCAACGAAAGUGAGGCAAAGGUUCAGGCAAUCUUAAUGUCCUUAGAGGAAGACGAGUUGGACUCUUUAAAGAAGGAUCUGAUUGCUAUUAAGGACAUCUUCUUGGAGAAGGACUUUGAUAACGAAGAGGAAGAAGAAAAGGGUGGCGCAGGAGAAGAGUUUGUCAGUGUUCUCACUGAGCUGCUCUUUGAGUUACAUGUUGCUGCCACUCCUGAUAAACUCAACAAGGCACAAAAAAGAGCUCAUGACUGGAUAAAAGAAGUAGAACCUUCCAAAGACGAACCUUCUGUGACGGAAGAAGAAGAAAGAAAAGAUAUUGGGACUGAAGAACAGGGAGAAGACGACCAUCCGGAGGACAGCAGUGUAAAGUCAGUGGAGGAUAUCUACACGUCUUCAAUUAAGAGCCUGGCAGAGGUAACAGCCCGCAGUAUCGAGCAGCUCCACAAGGUUGCAGAACUGAUUCUCCAUGGACAAGAGGUGGAGAAGUCAGGCAGAGACCAGGCCCACAUCCUGACCAAGCUGACGAGUGCCAUGUGCAGGGAGGUACGCUGUCUGUCUAAGAAGUUCACAGACACGCUGGUGGCCGCAGGGAGCAAGAGGAAGGCUGAAGAGCUGAACCCCAUGGUGAACAGUGUUUUGUUAGAGGGAUCAAACAGCACCACCUACAUUCAAAAUGCGUUUCAGCUGCUUCUUCCAGUGUUGCAGGUCUCCCAUAUACAGAUGACAAAAACCAAGCCAGACACAGACCUCUAGGUUUCCUGGACUUGUGCGAAAAUAUGCCUGUUCCACUACUUUUAACUCAUGGGAGUUAAAACUGAUAUAAAGAUUAAAGCAUCUGAGCUGCUGCUUAGUUUUAAAUAGAAUUAACAUGUAAUUAACUUGUCAUUGUAAACAUGAAAAAGUACUGAAAAAAUACCUGUGUCCUAAAAUACACUAAGGUUUACGGCUUGAAAGUAAUUAAUUUAAGAAUAUUUGGAACACUCUGGCAGUGUGUUGUCAAAGUUGCUGUUUAUUAACACCGUUUAUGAGAAGAUUGAAGACAAGCUGGCAGUUGGUAAAUUAGUGCAUUACUUGUUAAUUGUUCCUAAGCAAUUAAUGAGUUUGAUAAACAGUCUCGUGGAAAGCUUAAAGGGAUGAAAACAAAGCAUGAUCUUGUAGGUUGAAAAAUGUCUUUUCACCUGUGAAGAAUUUUGUCACAUAUUCCAAAAUAGAGAAUCUAUGUGUGUUGUAUAUGGUGAAUACCAAAGAGAGAUCUUACCUGACUGAUACAGGAGUACCUGAGUUGAACAAAGGACAAGGUUGGCACUGUGUGCGUCUGCCAGUUUUGCCACAAAAUUUCAUUCAGUAGUUUUUAAACGGAGACUUUUACACUGUUCUUUAAUCUGUCCAACACUCUUUUCAAGCGGAGUCCAUCUUCACAUCACCCUGUCCAUCAGUCAAAGGCGGCAUCGAUUUUUUUCUAGCUUGUGGGGGUGAACUGUGUUAAUAUACAUAGUUUAUGAAUGUGCUUUUCCAUUGUCCUGGCUGCCUUGCUUUGAGGUGUGUCAAAACCUCGGCAAGCAGGUAGAAGAGGACGAGCUUAGUAUAGAAAGCCAGAGUGGAACCCAGGAAACUCUCAACGUUUAUGUCCGGGUCGUCUUUAACCUGUCUGUCCCAUCCUGUUUUAGGCCAUUAUCCUCCAUCUUCCGGUUCUGCGUUCCUGCCCAUAGUGCAGGUACCCCUGUCACUCCUCUGGCCUCCACCUCGUGUACUGGUUCCAGUCCCUUCUCUUAACUAGCUAGUCCUCCAGUCUAGUGCCAAGCAGCCUCCCAGCCUGUGUUUCUGCAUCAUUUCUGUGCGCUGUAGUCAUUAGGUUAUCUGUGACAGGAGUGAAUGACUGAGUUUGACAUGUUUUACAAUGUAUUAACUAAGGGAAAGUAAUGUAAAGGCUUAUAAUCAUUUUGCUGCCUGUCCUUAAGUGCAGCAGCUAAAUAGUUAAAUGAAAGUUAUGAAGCACUGUAAAAUGCUAAAUUCUACACCACAAGAACUACACGUUAAAAUGUCUGAAGAAGUUUAGAAGUAUUUUGAAUAUUUAGAGAGGAUAUUUAGAAUAGUCAGUUUCACACUUUGCACACUGACAGCUCUGCGUGUGAAGGGGUGCCUCCUGUUCAGACCUGAAUAUAUCUGUAUUUAUAUUUAUUUAUGCCAUGUGUUCACAAUCUCUUUUGCUGAAUUUUAAAAACGAUAUUUCUGAAACCCAUUUGUUGAAUUAUAUCUGCAGCAGCUCCUGGUCUUUAGGAUUUGAACGCAGUUUUCAUGUUCAUAACAAUGAUGGGAUCCUACUGUCGUCUUCACUACAGUGAACUUCACAGUAGCUAAACAAUAUAAAGUAGUGUUUUUGCCUUUGGAAGUGGAGCUAGAUUUCACUUCAAGUGAAUUAUAUAUUGAGAAUUUGUAGAUGAUGAUCUCAAGCUUGCACAGGGAAAAGAAACUGAGUGGUCAGCGUCAAUUUUCUGGUUCAUGACAAUUCAGACAUCUUUAUUGACUUAACCAGGAGGUUACUUAAACUUUUUUUUUUUAUUUCCAUUUCACUCAUGUGAUUAAGUUGUCUUGCUUUGCAGAAUGUGUGGUUGAGCAAGAACAAAAGUCCUAACACUAAAUCUUCCUAAAAGUCUCGUGGAUCCAACAAAUAAAAGUUCAGAACUGUGUCUUUUUUUAAUCAAACAUUCCACUGGGAACAGCCAGUGCUGAGACACUCUUGUGUUUUAUUUUGUACUUAUACCUUCCCGUUUUCAGAAAACUACCAUUAAAACUAAAAUUUGUUAAAUUAAUAUAAUACUUAAGGGUUUAAAAAACAAGUCUGUAACCUAUUCAAAUCCUAAGAAAUAAGGUAAUGCUUUUGUCACUAUGGGGUGUUGCAAUGUACAAAAUAAAUAUUUUCUGUCUUAAAUAAAAUCUACUGCAAGUCUUUUUAUUAAGUAGUUAACAUAUGCUUAAGCUGUUAUUGGUGUAGCAGAGUGAUUCUGCUUUACAAACAUUACACAUUGUGUAUAUAAUACAUUAAUACAGUAUAUGUAAAAGCAUCCAUUGUGUUUCUGAAUGUGGUAAAAAGUUCAGUGCCAGGAAAUGAAAAGAGCAACUGUGGUCAAUGUAUAGUAUGGGAUCAAUUGUCAUGAGUUAAGCUCUUCUUUUAAACCUCUUGAUUGUAUGGUGUAGAAUUCAAAGAUCCAAUUGGACAAGUAUUUUACUAUAUUUGUUUUCAUUCAUGUAUCUAUGCAGUCUUGAGUUUUGCUGUUGUGUGCUUUCUGUAAUCCUUCCACUGUACAGUACAUGGCUCUUCUGAUGUUAGGAUAACCCAGAGUCGAGCACAAAGGCCUGGAAAAUAAAUAACACUUGACAUCUUU